Myodes glareolus (Bank vole) is the source of this 2588-nucleotide messenger RNA. RefSeq names its product proto-oncogene Mas. Gene Ontology annotation, cellular component: plasma membrane. Gene Ontology annotation, biological process: G protein-coupled receptor signaling pathway. Gene Ontology annotation, molecular function: angiotensin receptor activity. Lineage: Eukaryota; Metazoa; Chordata; Mammalia; Rodentia; Cricetidae. The record is from RefSeq and is a predicted model, not a curated record.
GCUGUGUUUCCAGGUUGCGACGUGAGAAUCUUAACAUAGAGCUGCAGUUCCUGGGAAGGAAUUUGCUUGGGUACUGCCACGGGGCAGACCUACCCCUCAACCACAGUCCCCGGUGCCUUGGCUUCCCUUCCUCUCUAUGACCUCAACCCAACUUUCUGCACUAAAUUGUGCAUUAUCUGCUCCAAGGACUGCAAGACGGAAUGAGUAUUGAAUUAUUUAUCCAUGUGCCUCCCUAAAGGCAGAUUUAGACAUAUAUGUCCCUUUUAAUCACACCUUUUUGAGGUAAUAUUAAAAAAUCCAUUUUAUAGUAAAGAAGACUGAGUCUUCAAGGGCUCAAUGCAGGUUGUAUGUUUACUUGUGAGCUUAGCCUAGGGAUAGAAAUGGUAGUAUAUAUUCUGCCCUUUCAUACAUUGUAUCUUAGGAGCACCGUUCUCCUUAGCCCAGGUUGGCCCUAGUCUCUCAAGGCUAUGAGCCACCCUGUGCUAUCCUCAGCCAUUCCCACUGUGGAUCAGGAUACAGAUUUUCACUUGUGUGUCAGGGAAUGAUGCCAUUUGAAGUACUGCUUCUGCUGAUAAGCGUGGGACCAUCUGCUUGGCACAGCUCACGUAUUUUCAGCAGUGGGGGAGCAGCUCUGACUUCAGAGACUAGUCUGCAGCCAUCCUUGGAGAUGCUGAGAUCAGGGACCUGGCAGGCUGGCUGGGUAUGGAUGCCACGGGAUGCAAAGGAGCCAUCUCCCUGCUGCACCCCUGACCCUUUCUGAGCGAAGGACACCAGAGGUGCUUCCGUGAGGAACAGCGAGGAGGGAAGGGUGCUCUGUGCUGCUCCUGACUGAUGACACCACCGCCUGUUCCGGACCUCUCGCGCUGUUCCCAUCUGAGGUCCCCACCACUGUGUUCUACACCAAGGCUGGUAGGAUGAGCUGUCCUUCAACUCAGACUGUCCCUGCCAGAAAGUUACCUGAAGCGGCACAGCCCGAAGCCUCCUCAUGGACCCAUCAAAUAUGACAUCCCUUGCUGAGGAGAAAGCCAUGAACACCUCCAACAGGAACGCCUCCCUGGGGAGCGUGCACCCGCCCAUUCCCAUAGUGCACUGGGUCAUCAUGAGCAUCUCCCCUCUGGGCUUUGUGGAGAACGGGAUCCUCCUCUGGUUCCUCUGCUUCCGGAUGAGGAGAAAUCCCUUCACCGUCUACAUCACCCACUUGUCCAUUGCGGACAUCUCGCUCCUCUUCUGUAUUUUCAUCCUGUCCAUUGACUAUGCGCUGGACUACGAGCUCUCUUCUGGUCACUACUACACAAUUGUCACGUUGUCCGUGACAUUUCUAUUUGGCUACAACACUGGCCUCUACCUGCUGACGGCCAUCAGCGUGGAGAGAUGCCUAUCGGUCCUCUACCCAAUUUGGUACAGAUGCCACCGCCCCAAGCACCAGUCGGCAUUCGUCUGCGCCCUCCUGUGGGCACUUUCGUGCUUGGUGACCACCAUGGAGUAUGUCAUGUGCAUCGACAGCGGGGAGGAGAGUCAGUCUCGGAGUGACUGCCGGGCGGUCAUCAUCUUUAUCGCUGUUCUCAGCUUCCUGGUCUUCACCCCGCUCAUGCUGGUAUCCAGCACCAUCUUGGUGGUGAAGAUACGGAAGAACACAUGGGCCUCCCACUCUUCAAAACUGUACAUCGUCAUCAUGGUCACCAUCAUCAUCUUCCUCAUCUUCGCCGUGCCCAUGCGGGUGCUCUACCUGCUGUACUACGAGUACUGGUCAGCCUUCGGGAACCUACACCACAUCUCCCUGCUCUUCUCCACCAUCAACAGCAGCGCCAACCCUUUCAUCUACUUUUUUGUGGGCAGCAGCAAGAAGAAGCGCUUCAGGGAGUCCUUAAAAGUGGUUCUGACCAGGGCUUUCAAAGAUGAAAUGCAGCCCAGACGCCAGGAGGGCAAUGGCAACACCAUCUCCAUUGAGACCGUGGUCUGAGAACCACAGCAGGGAACUGUGGACAGAAACAGUGGAAUGCGGGUCGCUUUUGAUUUGUGCUUGGAGUGCAGUGGAAGCACAUUUAAAUCUUCAAAGUAUGAUACAGAAGGGAAGCAUUCCACAUGCAUGAGAGUCUAAUGAUGAGCUUGUGUUCUGAUCUCGUGUCUUCUGGAAAUGUUUCCAUAUGUGACAGGACUCUGUCUUUUUCCAUCCUUAUCAAAGACUUAUUCUUCUCUUAGCUCUUUGGUAGUGAUCAACAGUUAACUACAAAAACUGCACUAGCAGGAGGCAUCCCGAAUGGGACCUGGAGAACCCAGGGAAGCCAUGCCAUGACUACUGUUUGCUCCAUGUGACCUCAGGCGAGAGACUCUGGGGAGCCUCAUUUCCUCCCUUAGCGGAAGUGGUAACAGUCUGUACCGUUCAGGUUAUUGCUGAGUAAGGCAAGGUAGGCAAAGCACCUGCUCAUUGUCAAAGUUCAAUAAAAUCCAUCUCUCUACAUCCUUUAACUAGAACACAAUGUGCUUAUACAAAUAUUGCCUUGUGCUUUUAAAUGUUGAACGUAGAUUCCCAAAGGUCUCCUGGCUUGCAGCAUGGCAGCUUUUCAUGGUGUAACACCUCUGACUAAACA